Psilocybe cubensis is the source of this 990-nucleotide messenger RNA. RefSeq lists its product as uncharacterized. The record is from RefSeq and is a predicted model, not a curated record. The coding region runs from base 1 to 990 and encodes 329 amino acids. The transcript is spliced from 5 exons. Lineage: Eukaryota; Fungi; Basidiomycota; Agaricomycetes; Agaricales; Agrocybaceae.
AUGUCGUCUGCGUUGACUACGUUUGAACACUCGUUCUACAUCGGGAACUACAUGAGUGGUAUCCUUUACGGGGUGGAACUGGUCAUGUAUUUCCUGACACUGCAGGGUCUAUUCCGCAAGGGAAAUCACAACUCCGCCAAAAGCAGAAGAUUCUUUGCCAUCUAUAGCACCCUUUUGUUGCUUCUCUUGACGAUUGACAUCUCAGUCAACGCAGUAUGGGGCGAGCAGAUGUGGAUUACAUUCCGAGACGGUCCUGGAGGUGUACCUGGGUUCAUUGCCACUCAGACCUCCGUCUGGUAUCAGACCCUUGGAUCAACGUCUGUUGUUGCCAUGAUUUUCAUGGGUGAUGCUCUCCUGCUCUACCGACUCUACGUGAUUUAUGGCCAGAGCUACCUUGUCAUUGCAUUACCGAUCCUGACUUACCUUGCGGCGUUUUCAUUGGCUAUUAUUGAAUUGGUCAUUGCCGGAAAACCUGGGGGAAAUUUCUUCCAUGGCAAAUCGAUCAACUUCGGAACUCCAUACUAUACUAUUACGAUUGCUUUCAACAUUUUUGUUACUCUCUGUGUUGUCCUCCGCCUCCACAAACUCGGAAAGGCCGUAUCACGGGCACUUGGAAGAGAUAGUGCUAGAAUGUACACCAGCAUCGCCUCGAUGCUCGUCGAGUCUGCGGCCCCAUACAGCUUGUUCGGGAUCAUGUUUUUGAUUCCGUACGCGCUCGGAAACGGAACUGCCAUCUCUUUCGGACAAGUCUGGGCUAAGCUGGCAUGUAUCUCUCCCCAGCUAAUUGUCCUACGAGUAGUGACCGGCAAGGCUUGGGGACGAGAAAUCAUCACUCAAGCACAAAGUAAUGUUGAAUUUAUCGUGCGACCUAAUGCCCAUUCCAGUGGAAUUGAAAUGCAACAAAGCGUUCAUUACAGCCACGGAGGUACCACCUUGGGGGACACCGCCACAGAAAAAUGGAACGGUAGCACCAAAAGUCUAUCGUCGUAA